Molecule: messenger RNA, 1445 nt
Organism: Populus trichocarpa (black cottonwood)
Lineage: Eukaryota; Viridiplantae; Streptophyta; Magnoliopsida; Malpighiales; Salicaceae
Product: ribonuclease MRP protein subunit POP4
Exons: 9
Coding region: 213-1055 (280 amino acids)
Biological process (GO): tRNA 5'-leader removal; rRNA processing
Cellular component (GO): ribonuclease MRP complex; ribonuclease P complex
Molecular function (GO): ribonuclease P RNA binding
Source: RefSeq, a predicted model, not a curated record
AAACAACUAUUGAAAUUGGGAAAAGACUGAAUUGGCCCCAUAUAAAUUAAAGCACCAGAGACUUCUCUUCCCCUUCAACCACAGUUUUCCUACUCCCUCCACCGCCUCUCGCAGUUCAAGCCGGAGGAAAGCACAGACACCUUCGCCACCAGCCUCAGCUGCCAUCUCCUCCUCCCACAGCCUCCUUCACGCCGCCACCUUGAGUUUGAGCAAUGGCGACGGAUCAAAGGAAAAGGACAAUGGAUGCAUUGGAGAGAAGGUUUGCUGUUGCAAAAGCUGAGUUGGUUCAACAACAGCAAAAGAAACACAAAGUAACACAUCAUGAGGGACAUAGGAAAGAAAAUAACAAUGCAGCCUCUACUUCAUUGCAUCGAGCGGAUGCACCGAAGACUCCUUCCAGUAGCUUGUCGAAGAAAGGGAGUUCUUUUUUCUUCGGCUACACUCCAUCUCAAGAUCCAGAAGAAAAUGGCUUAGCAUAUUCACAGCUCCCCCAAGCUGCACACGAAAACCUGUUGACGACUGGCGUCAAGUUCGAGAGUAAAAAGGGGAGUGUGGUCGACAAGAUUUUGCACGAGCUUUUUCAGCACGGUGAUGCUUCUCAGAAGUACAUGCAGGGAUCCAGAAACAUAAAGAUUGAUAACUGGAUCCUUCUUGAUAAUUAUGUACCAAGCAAAUCUACUGGUUCUCAGACUAGAGCUUCACAAUCCAACCCAAAGCAUUCGAGAAGGCACAUGUCUAUGAAGCAACAUAAAAAACUUGGGAUGUUUAAUUUGCCUCAAGAUCUCCAAAAAUUUGAUGUUUAUAAGCCAAUGCAUGAGAUAUGGAAAGACUAUAUGAUGCAGCUUCUCAAGAAAACUGGGAGGAACGAGUUGCCCAAAUGUCUUCUGAGUGCAGAUCUACAUGGCGCUGCUAUUCUAGUUGCUGACUGUAAGAUAAAAUCAUUCACUGGAAUUAGUGGUAUUAUGAUUCGUGAAACUGCAGAAACAUUUGGGAUAAUCACACAAGACAGCAAAUUGAAAGUGAAUGGGGAUGAUGUGCACAAUGUGAAGGUCUAGGCUGAAAUAAAACUCCCUGGUCUGAAUGACAUGUUGAUGACUAGCAAUUGGCCUAGCUUUGUCUAUGUGGCUCAAGGUCGGAGGAUUGAAGCCAAGGAUCUUGUGUGAGCUCAGAGCGUGAAACAAAAGAUUCUGGAUCCAAGUCAACAAAGCCAUGACUGGAGCCUUUUCAUCAUGCUCAUGACUGUCAGGUAUAGCAGAAAGACGGUGCAUUAUUACUUGUGUAAAGCACUGUGAGGAUCAUAAGCAGUGGAAAAUGAAGCUGGUUAACGAUCUUGAUUGAAAGAUUGAAGGGGGUGUUUGGUAUAACGAUAAAGAUUGUAUUUUGAAGUAUUUUUUUAUUUGUAAAUGUAUUAACAAUAAUUUUUUAAAUUUUAUUUUUAACAUUAA